Aspergillus fumigatus Af293 is the source of this 1113-nucleotide messenger RNA. The record is from RefSeq and is a predicted model, not a curated record. NCBI's taxonomy places the organism in Eukaryota, Fungi, Ascomycota, Eurotiomycetes, Eurotiales, Aspergillaceae.
AUGACGGUUGAUGUAAUCAACAACGGUCUCACGAUGGAGGCGAAUCUCCACUAUUGGAUUCCCGUGACUUGCGCUUUUGGCCGCUUCGUACACCGGAGAAAGUCGGAUAAUCGCCGACCUGUCAACGGCGACGGCUUCGGUGUAGGGUUCUACACUGACCCCAAGCUAGGUCCAGAGCCCUGCAUAUUCACCUCGACACUUCCAGCCUGGAACUGUGAGAACCUGGAGCGUCUGGCUUCUAAGACAUGCUCGAACCUCAUCUUCGCGCAUGUCCGUGCCACGACGGAGGGGACGCUGUCCGACACUAACUGCCACCCAUUCCAGCAUCAGACUCUGAUGUGGAUGCACAAUGGCAACGUCGGCGGCUGGCACUACAUCAAACGGACGCUAGCCGACUCGCUCGCGGACAAGUGGUACCUCGGCGUAAAGGGCGGCACAGAUAGUGAAUGGGCAUUUGCGCUAUUCCUUGACCUUCUGGAGAAGGAAGGGGUUGAUCCCAGCUCGAAUCCCGGGCCAGAGGGCUUUGGACAGGCACUACUGCGGAAAGUGAUGGUCAAGACCAUCGCAAAGAUCAAUGAGUUCAUCCGCGAUAUUCCCAAGCGACAUAAUGUUUCCGGGGUGGAGACGCGCAGUUUACUCAAUUUUGCUGUGACGGACGGCCAUACCGUGGUUUGUACGCGUUAUAUCAGCAGCAAGACUGACGAGCCCGCUAGUCUGUAUUUCUCGUCGGGGACGAAAUGGAAAGAAGGGAAGGACAAAGGCCACUUCAAGAUGGAGCGCCACGACAAAGGGGCAGAUAUUGUUUUGGUGGCUAGUGAGCCCAUCACCUUCGAACGCCAUAAUUGGGUAUCCGUCCCUGCGAAUUCGAUAGUCACGAUCCACAAGCAGUCUGUCCUUCUACAUCCCAUUUUGGACGAAUUCUACACUGAGGACAUCAACCAAGAUCGGUCUUCAUGCUACGCCGUCUCCAAAGGCCUUGUUAGCACUGCGCCUGGGACAACGGUUCAACCGCAAGACGCAGAGGUUUUGCAAGAUCCCACCGUUAGUAGCAUAGGCACAAGAUUGGAGAAUUUGGAUGUGCGAUUAUCAAACCAAUGCGCGCUGUCGCACUGA